AUGACGGAUCCAGAUCCAGAGCGCCAUCUGAAGAAAGUGCUGAAUGUGAUCGGUGUCAGUACGAAAAUCGGUAAUGUGUUACAGCUGGUCAAGCGCCGACGUGGGAGUCCUCCGAAGAUUACGGAAGAGCAGGAAAUUCAACAACGGCUCGAGAAAUCUAAAGAGGCGCGCUCGGAACGCCUUAAUAUAUUGGCUACCAAGCAUCGACAUGUGCUAGAGGUAGGUGCUUACAUUUUAGCCGAAGAUCAAGACUAUGCUGCCGAAUGUGUUGCGGAUCGAAUUUCAGACGUGCAUUUGCUCGACAACUUUUUCGAACCUGAGGGCGUGAAGGCAUUGUUGCUGUUUUAUGGAAUGUGCCCGCCACCAGGGAUGGACACGGGAAGAUACAACGCAAAGCAUAAACAGGACAACAAUCAAGUUUGGAUCACCGAUGGGCGUAGUGGUAAAGUGACGAAGAUUUGUGUAGGAGUUUUUCGCCACAGUAACGUCAAACUUAUCGAAGCCAAAGGACUUGGUGAUGAAAUCCUAUUCACCUACAUCACAAUACCCGAAGGAUGUUCAGUUGUCUACAGCUUGGUUUCUAUGUUGGAGAAGGUUCUUAAACCAGCUAUCGAUCACAUUCGCGAUUAUGGACAUUGUAAUGAUGUUCAAAAGAGCAAUUUCAAAUACGGUGUAAAUCGGUUCAUCAACUUUCUCAAGAGCACCGAAAAGGACAUUUCACAGCGAAUCGUAUUUGAUGUAGACCGAGAUUUGUACUUAGGUUUUCUGCUGACUGCAAUUCAGGUAAAAGAAACGGUGCGCGAUCGAGAACGGAUGGGUCGUGUGGAGCAAAUUUUCAGUAGAUGGAUGGAGCAAAUUCAGUACGCUCUUACGCAGGGCGAUCAGAUAGAGCAAGCGCCCCAUUACGCUGGGCCACUCGUGGAGUUAGAAUAUUGGCGUACUAUACUGACGCGCUAUACAUCGAUCAGUGAAUUUACGGAGAGCAAAGUUUUUCUACAAUUUUUGGAAUCCUUAAAAAUAUCUCGUGGCAAGUUGGUGAAAGUUUGGGAAGGAUUAGCGGCAGAAUUAUCAAAAAAAUUGAUUGAGUCUCGGGACAACGUGCGUUUCAUCAGCUCAAUCGAACGUUUUUGGGAUCCUCUGUAUCGGUGUGAACCACACGAAGCAACGCGUAGCAUUCCAAGCUUGAUGGAAGUCAUUCGUCACGUAUUCAAGUCAUCCAUGUAUUACAACACGACGGAUCGCAUCACAGGGCUGCUGACAAAAAUCGCCAAUCAGAUCAUCAUAAACUGUCGAUUAUUUCUUACUGAUCGUGGAAAGAUACGGAUUUAUCAUCAGCCCAAGAAAGUACUGAUCAGUAAAAUUAUCAUUUGUCACAAUUUGGAUGCUGCUUUUCGAGAUAGCUAUGCUCAAACGGUACAGAAAAUGACGGAAAACCCGACUGAAACACCAUGGGAAUGCUCACAAGUGUUUAUUUUUGGAAAAUUAAACCACUUCAAGUUACGGUUGGCACGAAUACUAGAAGUAAUGGAGUUGUAUCUGAAGUAUGAAGUUAUCGACCGGGUGGCCAUAUCUGGCACGGAAGUUUUCUCGGGACGAAUUAAGGCAGCGUACGAAACACUCACCUCGAAGCCUUACGAUCCCCUGAUUUACACCGAACAUCAGUUCGAUACCGAUUAUGAAUGUUAUCUGAAAGAAGUAGAAACAGCUGAAUCAGGUCUUCAAAAGUUUCUCAAACAUCAACUUAUCAACGAGCGUACCGUCGAUAGUAGUCUUUUGAUCUUACGAAGAUUCGAGAAGUUGCAACUGGACUGUUUGUGCAUCGAUCGUCGCUAUCUGGAUGUCGCAAUGAUGCUGGAAAGCGAAAUUUUUCAACUCAAGGAUAUCUACAACGAGCAUCGGGCGAAUCCACCAGUACCGUACGGUGUCCCGGAAACGGUGGGUCGCAUCAUGUGGGCUCGAGCGCUAUUUCGUCAAAUGGAUGUACCGCUUGGUGCCCUUAAAAAUAGAACGUGUGUCUUAAACCACCGAAAGGCGCAACUCUGUAUCAAAUAUUAUAACUAUCUGUGUGAAGUGUUGAUUCACUACGAGUUGCUGCAUCACAAAGCAUGGAUGAUGUUUGCAGAACAAGCUAGAACUAAACUGUCAACACCGGUGUACCGCAAACGUUCUACCGAUAACUGGUUGGAGCUCAACUUUCAUCCAUGGAUCAAGCAAGUCAUCAGGGAAACGGAAGUUAUACUUAAGCUCGGUUUAAGUGCACCAGAUUUUACGAUUGUACUGGUACAGAGCAAAGAGAAAAUUUAUCAAUGCUUUGAAAGGACCAAGCAUCUAUUGCAGAGAAACAAUACACUACGUUUAGCCAUUCCAGCGAUAUUUCUGCCAUUGAUGAGAACAAUGUUGGUGAAAUUAGACGAAGUUUUCUUGCCAGGGCUGUGCGUCAUUACAUGGGAAUCUUUGAACGUUGAUAAAUAUCUGGAUGAUGUCGAAAAUACGCUAGUAGAAACGGAACAGUUCUACAAGGAAGUUCACGACAUUUGGCAGGCGCGCGUGGAAGAUACCUUGAAUUCCUUUGAAAGCACCGACCUUCUGACGCUCCCGACUGACCCUGUUGAUCCGAACGAAUUUUACGAAAUGAACAUUCGAUAUCGUCAAUCGGUGCAAGUUUACUUAGAAAAAAAGUCUCAGGCUAUGGAAGGGGCAGUUAUAGAGUUGAUUAAUAAGUUUGUCCAUAAAAUAGAUGUUCCCGAUAGGGAUGAUCGUGGAAAUCGACGAUAUCAACUUCCUCUGGAUGAAAUCAAUGAUGAAAAUAGGCGCAACGAAGAGCAACUCCCAACCGAUAAGUUUGAUUGGAUACGCUUCGACAAACUGUAUAAAACGCCUGCUAAUCCAACACCAGAAGCACAUCUGGAAGCUCUUUUCCAGGACUAUGGAGGGCUCAAUUACGACGUUAGUACACUGCACAUUGACUGCAUGGAGCUGUUUGCAUAUUUCAACAAUCGAAUCAUAAAUGUUUUCGUACGUAUGGUGAAAAAUUCAUUGGAAAAGCUACGCUCUCGGCUAGAACUAGUGCGUCUACAGCUAAACAAGGCAGCCAUUUUAAGCGAAAUCCAACCACUCAUCGUUACCGCAAUGCAAUUGCAGGCCGACUGCUGUGACAUAAUGCCCUCGCUAGAAGAUAUACAGCUUUCGUUCGAAAGAGUUGUGCUGAAUGUGGUCGAAACUUUCUACGCUAUUUCGACUUGGGGCCGUCAGGCAAAGUCGGCAGAGAGAAAAACCCGACGCCCAGUGUUGGCCGAACAGCGCGCUGAACGAGAUUGGUACAAACUCAUCUCCGAGCACAAGGAGGUGACAAGAAUGGUGCACGAAUUUGAUGGCGGAAUGUUAUUGCUGAAGCCCGAUAUAAGUUACGUAUUGAAAAAGGUCUACAACCAUUACGAAUACCUUUGGAAACAAAAUUUGUUCACUGUCCCUCUGGAAACAAAGCCGGGACUGUUCGAAAAGAUCAAGGAAGAUCUCACAUCCGUCACCUACAGUAGUCACAUCGGGCCGAUCGUCAUCAAUCUAGACGCUGUAGUUGAACUUGUACUGCGACGUUUCUACGCUUUCUACAACAUCCGAAUAGAAGAAAUAGUUGAUUUUAUCACCAAACACGAUGAAACGCUCAAACGUACGCUCACAGAUUUGGACGACAUUCGCAUGGCGAUGGACUGCUUGCAAACGGUGCAGGAGAACUUUUCCUUCAUUGACGUUGAUCUAACGUUUAUCGAGCAAACCUACCGCACACUGGCCGACUUCGAGCAGCUCGGAAUAACUCAGGAGCAAGUGGAUAACGUGUAUGGUAUUCGGGACACUUUCAAGUCAAUGGUCAAAUUGGUAGAAAAGGUCGAAAACGAUAUCAUAGCCCUGCAGGUACCACUGCAGCGAGAACUCGCGGCAGGCGUGGCAAAGUUCAACGAAGAAAUAACCGGAUUUGAUCAAGAGUUUGAAACGAGCGGCCCGAUGGAGGAAGGGAUUCCUGCAAAAGAAGCUAGCGAUCGGUUGCUCAUGUUUCAGGGUCGUUUUGAUGAGCUUUGGCGUAAGUUUGAAAUGUACGCGAACGGUGAAGCGUUCUUGGGACUGAAAGUGAACGACUAUCCGGUGUUGCACAAGCGAAAGAAAGAAUUUAAUCUGCUCAACAAACUGUAUUCAUUGUACCUGCAAGUGAUGAAAAGUAUCGAUCAGUACUACGAAACCCCAUGGCAAGAUGUGAACAUAGAGAACAUUAAUGCGGAGCUCACCGAAUUCCAAAAUCGUUGUCGAAAGCUUCCAAAAGCAAUGAAGGAUUGGCCCGCAUACAUUGAAUUGAAACAGAAGAUCGACGAUUUCAACAACAGUUGUCCACUGCUGGAGCUUAUGUGCAACGAAGCAAUGAAAGACCGCCACUGGGAAAAAAUGGAGCUGAUGCUAGAGUGCAAAUUCGAUGUGACCAAUCCGACAUUUACCCUUGGCAACAUCAUGGAAGCACCAUUGCUCAAGUUUUCCGAUGACAUCGAAGACACAUGCAUUGGCGCUGUAAAGGAGAAUGAUAUCGAUACCAAGCUGCGCACGAUCGUCGCCGAAUGGUCUACGGUGAACCUGCAAUUUGCCACCUUCAAGACGCGUGGCGAACUGCUCAUUAAACCUGCUGAAACCGUUGAAAUCAUAUCGUUACUCGAGGAUAGCAUCAUGAUUGUGAACUCACUGGCUUCAAACCGAUUCAAUGCACACUUCAAGAAGGACAUUAUGAUGUGGUUGCACAAGCUGGUAAACACUGGGGAAAUCCUAGAAAAAUGGCUACAAGUGCAGAACCUAUGGAUAUACCUCGAGGCGGUAUUCGUUGGCGGAGAUAUAUCUAAACAACUGCCACAAGAUGCCAAACGCUUCGCGGGAAUCGAUAAGAGCUGGGUGCGCAUAAUGUUUCGCGCACGAGACAAUCCAAACGUUGUGCAGUGUUGUACGGGUGAAGAUGUCAUGUCAUAUACUCUAACUUCCCUGUUGGAGCAGUUGGAAACUUGCCAAAAGUCGCUUACUGGAUAUCUCGAAUCAAAGCGACUCUUAUUCCCUCGCUUUUUCUUCAUUUCCGAUCCGGUGUUGCUCGAGAUUCUUGGUCAAAGUUCAGACCCGACCUCCAUUCAAGCGCAUCUGUUGAGCAUAUUUGAUGCUGUUGCCAAGGUGGAGUUUGAUGAAAAAACGUUCGGAAAAAUCGUUGCCCUUUAUUCGGAUAAUGGCGAGCGUGUCCCUUUGACCAAUCCCGUAUUUUGUACCGGCGGAGUAGAGAUGUGGCUCGGAAAUUUGCUAGGUGAAAUGCAAGACACCAUCCGAACGAUCCUAGCUCAGAUGGCGCAUUGUCUAGCAAGUGCUGAUUUCAACUUUAUCAUCGGAUUUCAAGAAUAUUGCGGACAAGCGGGACUCGUUGGAGUACAGCUGCUGUGGACAAACGAAGCUGAGAUCGCACUGAGUAGAUGCCGUACGGAUAAAGCGAUCAUGCGCGUUACAAACAAUAGGUUUCUUAACCUUCUGAACAGCCUCAUCGAGCUGACGGUAAAGGAUUUAACGAAGCUGGAACGCAUUCGUUUUGAAACGAUGGUCACCAUACACGUUCAUCAACGUGACAUUUUUGACGAUCUAGUUCGUUUCCGCAUUCGAACGGCCAUGGAUUUUGAGUGGCAAAAGCAGGCUAGAUUUUACUACAUCGAAGAAACAGACGAUGUGAUAGUGAAGAUAACAGAUGUCGAUUUCAUCUAUCAAAACGAGUAUCUCGGCGUUACGGAGCGAUUGGCCAUCACACCGCUAACUGAUCGGUGCUAUAUCACGCUUGCUCAAGCGAUCGGUAUGUCGAUGGGCGGAGCGCCAGCUGGACCCGCGGGAACAGGAAAAACUGAAACCACCAAGGAUAUGGGUCGGGCGCUGGGAAAAUUAGUCGUGGUCUUUAAUUGCUCCGAUCAGAUGGAUUUCCGUGGCCUUGGUCGAAUUUACAAAGGUCUCGCACAAUCCGGCUCAUGGGGUUGUUUUGAUGAGUUCAAUCGCAUCGAGCUCCCAGUGUUAUCGGUUGCAGCACAGCAGAUCCACAUCGUACUUACUGCCAGAAAGGAGAAAAAAACAUCCUUCUUAUUUAGUGAUGGCGAUACCGUUUCGUUGAAUCCGGAAUUUGGACUUUUCAUCACUAUGAACCCAGGGUAUGCAGGAAGACAGGAACUCCCAGAGAACUUGAAAAUUAUGUUUCGCUCGGUGGCCAUGAUGGUACCUGAUCGGCAGAUUAUUAUGCGUGUCAAACUGGCCAGCUGCGGUUUUAAGGACAAUGUCAUACUAGCGAGAAAAUUCUUCACGCUGUACAAACUUUGCGAAGAACAGCUUUCGAAGCAGGUGCAUUACGAUUUCGGUUUGCGUAACAUUCUAUCCGUUUUGAGAACCCUAGGUGCGCAAAAGCGAGCAAAUCCCACCGACACAGAGGAAACUAUCGUAAUGCGUGUGUUGCGUGAUAUGAAUGUGUCGAAACUUGUCGAUGAAGACGAGCCUCUGUUUAUUUCGUUGAUUGAGGAUCUAUUCCCGGGCAUCAAGCUAAGCACCUCCAGUUAUAAGGAGCUCCAGAAAGCCAUAGCAAACAGUGCAGAAUCUCUCGGACUGAUGAAUCAUCCUGAGUGGAAUUUGAAAGUAAUUCAACUGUACGAAACGUCAUUAGUGCGACACGGUCUCAUGACACUGGGACCGACCGGAGCGGGUAAGACGCAGUGCAUUCUGACACUGUUGAAAAGCUUUACCGAGCUUGGAAUGCCGCACAAAGAGAUUCGAAUGAAUCCGAAAGCAAUUACUGCUCCACAGAUGUUUGGAAGGCUGGACGUGGCUACAAAUGACUGGACAGAUGGAAUCUUCUCCACCCUGUGGCGCCGAACACUGAAGGUGAAGAAAACGGACUUUGUAUGGCUUGUGCUAGACGGGCCAGUCGAUGCAGUUUGGAUUGAGAACUUAAAUUCCGUGCUAGACGAUAACAAAACACUAACGUUGGCAAACGGCGAUCGUAUAACGAUGGCACCGAACGCAAAGCUAGUUUUUGAACCUGACAACGUAGACAAUGCGUCACCGGCAACCGUCAGUCGUAUGGGCAUGGUGUUUAUGAGUGCAUCCGUCAUGAAGUGGGAACCAAUUUUGAACGGUUGGCUCAAAACUAAGCCAGCAGACCAAAGCGACCUGCUGCGGCGAUUGUUCCUAAAAAUCUAUAAUGACUUGCACGAAUUUGUCCAAACGAAACUGAAGGCCAAAAUGAAGAUACUGGAAGCAAUCUACAUCCGUCAGUGUUGUGAUCUUCUGGAAGGAUUGUUGGCUCCACAAAGUGAAAACGAAAUCAUAGAUUUUACGGAUGCUCAUGUGGAGCGACUGUUUUUGUUUUCGUUGAUGUGGUCAUUAGGUGCCGUGCUUGAACUGGAGGACCGCGAGAAAAUGGGAGAAUUUAUAGCAAAGCACCCGUCUAAAAUGAAAUGGCCAAAGCUGCAAUCGGGAGAAACAAUCUUCGAAUAUGUCGUAUCAACAGAGGGUAAUUGGCAGCAUUGGAACGAUCGAGUGGAGGAAUAUAUCUACCCCAAUGACAGUGAACCCGAAUUUGCUAGUAUCCUAGUGCCAAACGUAGACAAUGUGCGCACUUCAUUCCUGAUCGACUUGGUGGCCCGACAAAGUAAAGCGGUUCUGUUGAUUGGCGAACAAGGUACCGGGAAAACCGUCAUGAUCAAGGGUUACAUGCUACAAUACGAUCCCGAAUAUCACCUCUCGAAAAGCUUAAACUUUUCUUCUGCCACCACGCCGAACAUGUUUCAGCGCAUUAUCGAGUCGUACGUAGAGAAGCGCGUCGGAACAACUUACGGUCCACCUCAACAGCGCAAGAUGUCCAUCUUUAUCGACGAUGUCAAUAUGCCGAUCGUAAACGAAUGGGGUGACCAAGUGACGAACGAAAUCGUGCGCCAGCUAAUGGAGAAUCAUGGCUUCUACUCCUUGGAUAAACCCGGCGAUUUCUUAACAGUGCUAGAUAUUCAAAUGCUGGCCGCGAUGAUUCAUCCAGGUGGUGGCAGAAAUGACAUACCACCGCGAUUAAAACGCCAAUUUUGCAUUUUUAACUGUGCCAUUCCAAGCAACAAAUCGAUGGACAAGAUAUUUGGCGUGCUUGGUGAAGGAUACUUUUGCGAUACUCGAUUCAACGAUGUGGUGGUUCGGUUUAUUCCUCGGCUUGUGCCACUGACACGCAAAAUUUGGCAGGCGACAAAGGUGAAGAUGCUGCCAACGCCGGCCAAAUUCCAUUACGUGUUCAACCUCCGCGAUCUUUCACGCAUUUGGGAAGGCAUGUUGAAAGUUAAAUCAGAACAGUGCAAUACCAUCCGAACAGCCAUCAACCUUUGGAGACACGAAUGUACACGGGUGAUAGCGGAUCGAUUUACUAAUUUUGAGGACCGUAAUUGGUUUGUGGACAACUUGCGAUCGACUGCUGAAAAGGAACUGGGACCUGACUUUGAACACUAUCAGGAUGAAGAACAAUUCUUUGUGGAUUUCCUACGAGAUGCACCCGAACCAACUGGUGACGAAGGUGACGAUGUUAGUCUAGAGCCACCCAAGUUGUACGAAGAAAUGCCUGGAUUCGAAGAAACGACGGCACGAGUUAAAAUGUUUCUUGAGCAGUACAACGAGCUGAUACGUGGAGCUACAAUGGACUUGGUGUUCUUCCGUGACGCCCUAAUCCACAUGAUGAUCAUUUCACGUAUAAUGGGCACCCCGCGCGGAAAUGCGCUGCUUGUCGGUGUAGGCGGCUCAGGAAAACAGAGUUUAACUCGUCUGGCAUCUUUCAUUGCUGGGUACAAGUUUUAUCAAAUCACUUUGACAAGGGCGUAUAAUGUGAACAACCUCAUGGAGGAUCUCAAGUAUCUGUAUCGCGUGGCUGGAGUUGACGGUCAAGGAAUAACAUUCAUUUUUACCGAUAAUGACAUUAAGGAUGAAGGCUUUCUGGAGUACAUUAACAACGUGCUAAGUUCUGGUGAGAUUGCCAACCUAUUCCCGAAGGACGAAAUCGAUCAAAUCACAAAUGAGCUGAUACCGGUGAUGAAAAAAGUUGAUCCCAAGCGAAUUCCGACGCAGGACAAUCUGUACGAUUUCUUCAUCUCUAGAGCACGGGCAAAUCUGCACAUCGUUCUUUGUUUCUCGCCAGUCGGAGAAAAGUUCCGAAACCGAUCACUCAAGUUCCCCGGUCUCAUCUCAGGCUGCACUAUCGAUUGGUUCCAACGAUGGCCCGAGGAUGCGCUCAUCGCUGUAUCGACGCAUUUCCUGCGCGACUACAAUAUCGUCUGCACGGCCGACAUUAAGGUGCGCUUGAUCGAAAUCAUGGCUUUCGUACAGAACCGCGUUGCGGAAGUGUGCAUCGAAUACUUUGAGCGAUUCCGUCGACAAGCGCACGUAACUCCCAAAUCGUUCCUUUCGUUCUUGGAAGGUUACAAAGUGAUCUACAGACAGAAGCACGAAAAUAUUGCCAUUCUUGCAGGCCGUAUGCAAACUGGACUGGUGAAGCUUAUUGAGGCGGCCGAAUCCGUUGAUGUGUUACGAGUAGAAUUGGAGGAAAAGGAGAAAGAUAUCGUCAUUGCCACCAAAGCAGCGGAAGUGGUAUUAGCUUCCGUGACAGAGUCCCAGCGUGCUGCCGAAUUGGUGAAGGCUGACGUAAUGGUGGUUAAAAACAAAGCCGACAUCCUGGUAGACCAAAUACAGGCCGACACACUGGUUGCAGAGGAAAAACUCGAAGCUGCAAGACCAGCGCUGGAACAGGCCGAGGCUGCCUUGAAAACUGUAACUGGCGCCGACAUUGCGACGGUACGAAAGUUGGGCAAGCCACCGUAUUUGAUCACAUUGAUUAUGGACGUGGUGCUCAUACUGUUUGGAAGAAGAGUGGCACCUGUUAAACCGGACGAGGAACGCCAAUUCAUGUUGGCCUCCUGGGAACAAUCGCUAAAGGUAAUGGCUGACACUGGCUUCCUUGGAAAAAUUGUUCGUUACCAGGCUGAUCUUAUUAACGCCGAAACGGUAGAUCUUAUGAUGCCGUAUUUUAACUAUCAUCUAUACACUUUUGAGGCGGCCAAAGCAGCUUGCGGUAAUGUGGCCGGUCUGCUCAAAUGGACUGUUGCAAUGGCCGACUUCUACGACGUAAAUAAGGACGUUUUACCCCUAAAAGCCAACUUGGCGCGGCAACAAAAGAAACUAGACAUUGCCAUGGCUGAGAAAGGCGCCGCAGAGGCACUUCUAAAAGCAAAGGAGGAGGAACUGGCCGUUGUGCAACAAAUGUUUGACGAGGCUAUGGCAAAGAAAAAAGCCGUCCUAGAUGAUGCGAAGCUAUGUCAAGAUAAGAUGGAUGCAGCCUCUGCACUGAUUGAUGGAUUAGCUGACGAACGAGUGCGCUGGACGGAGCAACUGGAACAAUUUAAGGACGAAACCGAACGACUUGUUGGAGAUGUCCUGAUUUUAACAGGCUUCCUUUCAUACACUGGACCGUUUAAUCAGGAGUACCGUACAGUACUGCAGACAAGUUGGCAAAACGAGCUGAGCCGACGCAGAAUUCCAGUGUCUCGCAGUAUCAACAUCACGGAAAGUCUUACCGAUCCUGCCACCAUAGGAGAGUGGAAUUUACAGGGCCUACCAAAUGAUGAGCUUUCGAUUCAGAAUGGAAUCAUUGUGACAAAAGCAGCCCGCUACCCCUUGCUUAUAGAUCCACAGUCGCAAGGAAAAAUGUGGAUAAGAAGUAAAGAAAACGAUUUUGGGCUAGUGGUAACCUCUCUAAACCACAAGUACUUCCGUAACCACAUUGAGGACUGUGUUUCACUUGGCUACCCGAUGCUGAUAGAGGACAUCGGUGAAGAACUCGAUCCCGUACUGGAUAAUGUUCUGGAAAAGAACUUUAUCAAAAUGGGCAAUACGUACAAGGUGAAGGUAGGCGACAAGGAGGUCGAUGUAAACGAUUCGUUCCGCAUGUACAUGACCACAAAACUUCCGAACCCGCUUUACACGCCUGAAGUAUCUGCUCGAACGUCGAUAAUUGACUUUACAGUUACGAUGCGCGGACUCGAGGAUCAAUUGCUCGGCCGAGUGAUUCUUACAGAGAAACGGGAGCUCGAAUCAGAACGUACCAAUCUGAUUAAAGACGUCACCACAAACCGUCGAAAAAUGCAGGAACUGGAAGCCAAUCUGCUGCACAAGUUGUCCACUACACAAGGCAGCCUGGUAGACGAUGUGACAGUUAUCGGAGUGCUGAAUACAAGUAAAAUAACGUCGAUAGAAGUUCGGGAGAAACUGAAGAUUGCCCGAGAAACGGAGAUUAAAAUCAAUCGAGCUCGUGAAGAGUAUCGACCGGUGGCUGCAAGAGGCAGCGUACUAUACUUUCUCAUAUGCAGUAUGACCAUGGUGAACAACAUGUAUCAAACGUCACUAGUACAGUUCCUGGAACGGUUUGAUAUUUCAAUGUUACGCUCUGAUCGACAUCCAGUGCCAACCAGACGCAUCAAUAACAUCAUCGAAUACCUCACAUACGAUAUAUUCCGCUAUGUUUGCCGUGGAUUGUACGAAGUGCACAAAUACCUCUUUGUCCUACUGAUGGCACUAAACAUUGAUCUGGACCGAAAAACAGUUACGCAUGCAGAGUUCCAAACCUUCAUCAAGGGAGGCGCUGCAUUGGACAUCAACACAUGUCCAGAAAAGCCAUACAAAUGGAUCGCCGAUGUGACCUGGUUAAAUUUGGUGCAACUCUCUAAACUUGAUCAUUUCGGUGCCAUUCUGGACAGCAUACGAAACAAUGAGAAGGGUUGGAAAGCUUGGUUCUCAAAAGAAGCACCCGAAGAAGAGCCGUUACCACCGGAAGGAGGCUACCAGUCGAUGGAUGCCUUCCGACGCUUGCUGCUUAUACGAGCCUGGUGUCCGGACAGAACACUGUUCCAAAGUCGUCGGUAUCUGGGCAUGUCACUAGGUGAACGUUUUGCCGAUCCAGUUAUCAUCAACUAUGAUGCACUGCUGGAAGAAAGUCGGCCCUUGACACCAUUAGUUUGCUUUUUGUCUAUGGGCUCCGAUCCCACGCCAAGCAUUGAGAAUUUGGCCAAAAAGAACGGAUUCAAGUGUCGCUCUAUUUCGAUGGGCCAAGGACAGGAGGUGCAUGCCCGCAAGCUUGUAGGCACCUCAUUAGAAGAAGGUUCUUGGGUGUUGCUGCAGAACUGCCAUCUCGGAUUGGAAUACAUGAAUGAGCUGAUGCUUCAGAUACUGGAUUUGGAACGAGCCGGCCCCACGACGUAUCAUGAAAAUUUCCGUAUUUGGAUGACGACCGAACCACAUCCCCAGUUUCCAAUCACAUUUCUACAGAUGGCCCUGAAAUUCACCAACGAACCACCGUCCGGGGUGAAGGCAGGUUUGAAACGUACCUACGCAUCAAUGUCCAUAGAGAUGUUUGAAUACAGUGAUUCUCCGCUGUAUGUGCCACUGAUAUACGGCAUUUCGUUUCUGCAUACGGUUGUGCAAGAACGACGGAAGUUUGGACCGUUGGGAUGGAACAUUCCAUACGAAUUCAAUUCGGCCGAUUGGCUGGCGAGCUGCAUGUUUGUACAGAACCAUUUGGAUGCACUAGACCCUAAAAUAGGUCGUGUUAGCUGGAAAACGAUGCGUUACAUGUUGGGUGAGGUGCAGUACGGCGGACGCGUUACCGACGACUACGACAAGCGGCUACUCAAUACCUUCGCUCGCGUUUGGUUCUCCGAUGCAAUGUUUGAGGAAACAUUCCGGUUCUUCCGUGAGUAUCGUAUUAUGCGUUUCAAGACUAUCGAAGAUUAUCUGGAGGCGAUAGACAAUAUGCCACUCGUGGAUCCUCCGCAAGUUUAUGGAUUGCACUCGAACGCGGACAUUACAUACCAAAGCAAUACAACGAAAGAAAUUUUAGAUACAAUUCUAUCGAUUCAACCAAAAGAAUCAUCCGGUGGUGGUGGCGAGACGCGUGAAGUAACCGUAGCACGGAUGGUGCACGACAUGUUGGGCAAGGUGCCUCCUCCGUACGAUCCGUACGCUGUGAAGGAACGAUUACGCAUCAUGGGCCACCAAGAGUCAAUGAAUAUCUUUUUGCGCCAGGAAAUCGACCGCAUUCAGCGCAUCCUGUUGCUCGUACGACAAACAUUAGACGAUCUACUGCUAGCUAUCGACGGAGUCAUUAUAAUGAAUGAACAGCUCCGCGAUGCACUGGACAACAUCUACGAUGCCCGUGUGCCGACCGUCUGGAAGCGAGGUAGCUGGGCUUCGGCAUCGCUUGGCUUCUGGUUCACCGAGCUUAUCGAGAGAAACACACAAUUCUAUAACUGGUGUUUCCGGAAGCGGCCCAACAUGUUCUGGAUGACAGGAUUUUUCAACCCGCAAGGAUUUUUAACGGCCAUGCGACAGGAAGUGGCUCGUGCACACAAAGGGUGGGCAUUAGAUAUGAUCACGCUUCAUAACGACGUCACACAGAUGCUCACCGAGGAGUGCAAGGUAACACCACCGGAAGGAGUGUAUGUUUAUGGUCUGUACAUCGAUGGAGCUGGAUGGGACAAACGGUUUAUUCGUCUGCAGGAAGCUACUAACAAAGUUCUCUACUCACCCAUGCCUGUCAUACAUGUUUACGCCAUCAACUCCACGGCACCGAAAGAUCCAAAGCUGUACGAGUGUCCAGUUUACAAGAAAGCCAAUCGAACUGAUUUGAAUUACAUUACUCCACUGUGGUUACAAACAGCGAAACCACCGGAACAUUGGGUUCUUCGCGGAGUUGCACUUUUGUGUGAUAUCAAGUAA
Molecule: messenger RNA, 13827 nt
Organism: Anopheles maculipalpis
Lineage: Eukaryota; Metazoa; Arthropoda; Insecta; Diptera; Culicidae
Gene: kl-3
Product: dynein axonemal heavy chain 8
Exons: 7
Coding region: 1-13827 (4608 amino acids)
Biological process (GO): microtubule-based movement
Cellular component (GO): dynein complex
Molecular function (GO): ATP hydrolysis activity; ATP binding; dynein intermediate chain binding
Source: RefSeq, a predicted model, not a curated record